AAUCAGAACAAGUUGAAGAAGAAGAAUUUGACGAUAGAAAUCGAACAUAAAAGAAAAGAGAGCAAGUUUCAAAAUUAACAAAUCAAUCUUCGUCGAUUAGUCAUGCAGGUAAUGGAAUUGCAUUCCACGAGUAUGGAGGCAUUGCAUAUAUCUCCGGCCGACGAUCCGCGAGGAAGUCCAGGUAAAGAGCAGCAAGCAGCCGGAGUCGGCAUACUCCUUCAGAUCAUGAUGCUUGUUCUCUCUUUCGUUCUCGGCCACGUUCUCCGUCGUCAUCGCUUCUAUUAUCUCCCUGAAGCCAGCGCUUCUCUUCUCAUAGGUUUACUCGUUGGUGCACUUGCUAACAUUUCUGAUACCGAAACUAAUAUUAGGACAUGGUUCAAUUUCCACGAGGAAUUCUUCUUCCUGUUUUUGUUGCCUCCGAUCAUAUUUCAGUCAGGCUUCAGCUUGGCACCUAAACCAUUCUUUUCUAACUUUGGAGCCAUUGUAACAUUUGCUAUACUGGGAACUUUUAUAUCUUCAAUGGUUACGGGUAUCCUAGUUUACCUUGGUGGCGUUAUGUACCUCAUGUACAGGCUUCCACUUGUUGAAUGUCUUAUGUUUGGUGCUCUUAUAUCAGCAACAGAUCCUGUCACUGUGUUGUCUAUAUUUCAGGAACUUGGCACAGAUACGAACCUGUAUGCCUUGGUUUUUGGAGAAUCUGUUUUAAAUGAUGCAAUGGCAAUAUCCUUGUACAGGACAAUGUCUCUAGUGAGAAGUCAUGCGCCAUCUGGGGAAAAUUUCUUUCUGGUGGUCGUCAGGUUUCUUGAGACCUUUGUUGGCUCAAUGUCUGCAGGUGUUGGAGUUGGAUUUACUUCUGCUUUGCUUUUCAAGUAUGCUGGUCUGGAUAUUGAUAACCUGCAGAACUUGGAGUGCUGUCUCGUUGUUCUUUUUCCCUAUUUCUCGUACAUGCUUGCAGAAGGCCUUGGGCUCUCUGGUAUUGUAUCAAUAUUGUUCACUGGAAUUGUCAUGAAGCGUUAUACAUACUCAAAUUUGUCAGAAAAUUCUCAGCGAUUUGUAUCGGCAUUUUUCCACUUGAUAUCAUCAUUGGCCGAGACAUUUGUAUUUAUUUACAUGGGCUUCGAUAUUGCCAUGGAGCAGCAUAGUUGGUCUCAUGUUGGAUUCAUCUUUUUCUCAAUUUUAUUCAUUAUAGUUGCAAGGGCAGUAAAUGUUUUUUCUUGUGCAUAUUUGGUUAAUUUGGUUCGACCUGCGCACAGAAAAAUUCCUGUGAAACAUCAAAAAGCUCUUUGGUAUAGUGGACUUCGUGGUGCUAUGGCGUUUGCUCUUGCUUUGCAGUCAGUUCAUGAUCUCCCAGAAGGACAUGGCCAGACUAUAUUCACAGCCACCACUGCCAUAGUUGUUUUGACGGUAUUACUAAUUGGAGGUUCAACUGGUACCAUGUUGGAAGCUUUACAAGUUGUAGGUGAUGGCCAUGAUAUCCCUAUGGGUGAAAACUAUGAGGGUAAUAACGGUUAUGUUGCUCCUACUUUUGAUGAUGAUUCUUAUAACGAGGAAUCAUCAUCAGGGAACCGGUUCAAGAUGAAACUUAAAGAAUUCCACAAGAGCGCGGCAUCAUUCACAGCAUUAGAUAGGAAUUAUCUGACCCCUUUCUUUACAAGUCAAAAUGGAGAUGAAGAUGAAGAUGAUGAGCUAAUGCCCAUUUCCAGAAGCAGCGGCUUCCGUGGCUAAGUUAAAGAAGAAUUAUACUAGUAGGAAACAAGACGGGCUAACUGUGUAGAUAAACAUAGGGGAUGAUUGUGGUACAAUGCUACUUGCUAAUUGGUAAAAAGGUGGUUAAAAAGCUUGAAUUAGAGGUAUGCACACAUUACUGUGGAGGCCAAUUCCAUGCUCUACUAUAUUGGCAAAAUACAGUCACUUAGUCAGUCAUACAAGUUCCAUGUCCAAGUACUACCUCUCUCAGAUUAUUGUACAAGAUCUAGUAAAUAUACAAUAUUAUUUUUGCCUACUAUAUUUACCAACACGAUGUAACACAUAUAAAGAGGUUCCAUUGUCUGCAUUUUAUAUUUUUAUU
This is a messenger RNA of Pistacia vera, 2068 nucleotides long. Its product is annotated as sodium/hydrogen exchanger 6-like. Gene Ontology annotation, biological process: regulation of pH; sodium ion transport; proton transmembrane transport. Gene Ontology annotation, cellular component: endosome; membrane. The record is from RefSeq and is a predicted model, not a curated record. The transcript is spliced from 22 exons. Gene Ontology annotation, molecular function: sodium:proton antiporter activity. Bases 103 to 1725 code for a protein of 540 amino acids. NCBI's taxonomy places the organism in Eukaryota, Viridiplantae, Streptophyta, Magnoliopsida, Sapindales, Anacardiaceae.